Molecule: messenger RNA, 1401 nt
Organism: Talaromyces marneffei
Lineage: Eukaryota; Fungi; Ascomycota; Eurotiomycetes; Eurotiales; Trichocomaceae
Exons: 12
Coding region: 1-1401 (466 amino acids)
Biological process (GO): response to oxidative stress
Cellular component (GO): cytoplasm
Molecular function (GO): protein heterodimerization activity; structural constituent of chromatin; DNA binding
Source: RefSeq, a predicted model, not a curated record
AUGAAUUGGUUCAAGCAGACUUUGGCCAAUGUUGCCGGAACCCAGGAACCCAUCUAUGGCCCUAGUGCUAUUCAGCCCGUUAGCAAGCAAGCAGAAAAGACGCCUUACACCGAGUUGAAGAAAGAGGAUCUCAAAUGGAGAGCUCCUCAGUACACCUCUGUGGAGACCCAGACCUUCUACAUGAUGGCCGAUGAUGGGACUCUAGCUUGGGUGCAAGUCAUCUACAACAACAUAGCUGGUCUUCACACAACUUGCCAGUUCAACACCAAAAUCUACAAGCUCGACGGCAGUGGGCCCCAUCUCUGGUAUUCCGACACUCUUCAUAACCAUCUUUUCGACCCGGACAUGUAUUCCUUUGGAGCGGACAACCUCGCAUUGACACUCAACGAAGCAGGUGACUCCUACACCAUCAAGUCAGCCGUUAACGAGAACAGCCUUGUCAACUUGACUUUUACCCGAAAAGCCCCCGGUGUUGUGAUUGGCAACAACGGUACUUCAUAUUUUGGAACCGACCCUGCCAAACCCUGGGGUUCAAUGUCGCAUGCUUUCUGGCCUCGUUGCGCUGUGGAGGGUACCAUCACUACCAAAGAGAAGACUUAUGACUUGAAGGGUUUGGGCUUUUACGCUUUUGCGCUUCAGGGCAUGAAGCCCCACCACGCUGCCGCUCGUUGGAACUUUGUUAACUUCCAAGGCCCUUCAUACUCGGCUUGGCAGAUGGAGUUUAUUACUCCUCCAUCAUACGGCUCAACGCUCGUUAGCGUUGGAGGUGUUGUCAAAGACGACAAAAUUCUAUACGCGGGAUCGACAAACUCGGCGAAACAUUUAGAAACACACAACGAUUCUGAAAAUGACUGGCCCGAGCCCAAGAGUAUCAAAUUUACCUGGGACGGAAAGGACAAUGAACUUCACGCUGAAUUGGAGGGUCCCCUUGGCAAGAGACUUGACAGGAUAGACGUCAUGUAUGAGCUUCCUGGGUUUGUCAAGUCGUUUGUUGGUAGUGUUGCCGGAACUAAGCCAUAUAUCUACCAAUACUCUCCCCAAGACAAGCUCACUCUCAAAGUCAAGGAAGGCGAAACCGAGUUCUCAGAACAAGGCAGCAUCCUGGGCCUCCACGGCAGUCGUCGGCGUCGACUCAAUCGCGACACAAUACAGGGCAUUACCAAACCCGCUAUUCGCCGCCUCGCUCGUCGAGGUGGAAUCAAACGAAUGUCCGCAACAAUUUAUCCAGAAAUGCGGCUUGUUCUCAAGCUGCGUUUGGAAGCAAUCAUUAAAAACCUUGUUCUCGUUCUUGAGUCCUCAUCUACGCCUAGCCAUGAACGAAAGACCGUGACCACAACUGACGUCGUCUUCGUUCUCAGUCGUGUAAAUUUCAAAACCAUUCCUUCUCAUGAAGACAUUUGA